GUGUGUGUCAUGGCCAAUCAUGUUGUCAAAUUCUAUGUUGAAGAAGGGCUUGAAUCUUCAAUUUAUGGUUUAGGCACUGAGCUUGAAUUCUAUAGUGCACUUUGCAAAAUUGAUUCCCCUUUGAAAAACCACAUUCCUGAAGUUUUUGCUAGUGGAAUACUUUACUUGGAAAAUGGAUCUUACAAAAUUGUGCCUUGGGAUGGUAAAGAAGUGCCUGAUGCUAUUCGGAGGUGCAAUCUGGUUCCAGCAAAAUACAUUGAAGAUGGUUUCCCUUUUGGUGUGUGGGCCAGGAAACUGUUUGAGUAUAGAAAAUCUGGGUCAUCUUCAAGUGUAUCGAACAGGCCAGUUGAAUUCCCAAAGAUAUGGCCUUAUAUUAUAACAAAACGUUGCAAAGGGAAGAUCUUUGCCCAGAUAAGAGAUGCGCUGUCAUGGGAACAGACGCUAAACUUAGCUUCCUUUCUGGGAGAGCAGCUACGGAACCUUCAUUCCCUGCCCUAUCCACGUUUCUUUCCUUCAGCUUUCUUAGACACUAAACAGAAAAUAGACAUGUCCUUUACCAAUGGCAUGGAAGAUGUCUCUUAUGAAGCAGCUAUCCCAUUUGAAUGGCAAAUCUUCAUCAGAACCCUAAGACAGAAGAAGAAGGAUGCUGCAAGCCGCUUGGUUAAAUGGGGAGAUCCAAGUCUUAAGACACUGAUAGAGAAAGUUGAUGAAUACCUGCCAGAUGAUUUUGUAAAGUUGCUUUGCAUCUUUGAGGAUGAAAAUAGCAUGAAAAGAGUUGGUAAACCUUGUUCCUGGUUACACUCAGAUAUUAUGGAUGAUAACAUCUACAUGGAACCAUGCGGCAUUAGAUCUUGCUCAAAUGGCAAUUUAGAUGCUGCCUUGAUGGAGAAUGUUCCAAUGGAUGCAUGUGAUGAUGGUGGCGAAGGAAAAUCAUGGCGUCCUAGUUAUCUUCUUGAUUUUACUGAUCUUUCUAUAGGUUAGUGGUUUUCAUUGGUUUGCAGUGUUUAUUCAAUGUAUUCAUCUGUACCAUACUGCUUACCAUAAGAUAUGCACAUACACUAAAAACUCAAAACGCACUCCUUAUGUGUUAUCACCAUUUGAGUCAUGAAAGUUAAUGAACCUCUACCACCUGAUUCAUCUUUCCUUUUCUGUGUAGAAUUCUUUUAUAGACAUUCAUCCUGAUUGAACUUCAGGGCCUUUUUUAGGUAAAAAAGAGGAAAAAAAAGGUUUUACAUUUCUUGCAUACAAGAAAAUGCUUUGUCCAUAAUCAUGUUAGUCCAAAUCAGUCUCAUUCGGUUUAAAGAAAUAGCAAUUGAGACAAUGCUCCUGUAAUGUAUUUGUAUGACCUUUGAAGAAUAAAGCAAGAAUAAAGCAUCUUUUUGUUUGUUAACUUGGAUUUGAUCUUUUUGCAGGUGACCCCAUUAAUGACUUGAUACCUAUACAUUUAGAUGUCUUUAGAGGUGAUUCUCGUCUCCUGAAGCAGUUUUUCCAAAGCUAUAAACUACCUCUGGUGAGAGGAACUGCAAAGCACAAGUCAUGGGGUAAUGGUGACAAGUUUGGACGUCUAUCGUAUCAUGCCAUGUGCUACUGUCUUUUGCAUGAUGUGAAUGUGGAUAUCUUGAGUACAAUUUUUGGUAUAUGGAAGGAACUUAGAACGGCAAAGUCAUGGGAAGCGAUUGAGCAGACUGUAUGGGGAGAAUUAAAUGAUUACCAGGGAUUCGCCUGAUCAAUGAUCGGUCUUUGCAUUUCAUUUAUUUUAAUAUUCGUGCAAAAUAGCCAUGCUUCACAUGACAUCUUGAAUAAUUGAUGAUCUGAUUAUUUGAUUGUAUUCAUGUACCAAAAACAUUAUUUUGUAUUCGAUUCACGUGUAAUUUAUGACAAUAGAAUUAUACAAUUAAAAAGUUAUUUUUUUC
Molecule: messenger RNA, 1913 nt
Organism: Rubroshorea leprosula
Lineage: Eukaryota; Viridiplantae; Streptophyta; Magnoliopsida; Malvales; Dipterocarpaceae
Source: the annotation of a GenBank genome assembly